UAGGCUAUAACAGUGGUGCAUGUAAACAGAUAACAACAAAAUCGUAAUUUUCCUUAUAAUAUUAUUAUUGAAUAGUAAUAGAUAUAUAGGCGGGGUAUCAAGUGUAAAUAUUCGAAGUGCAAACAAUGGAGACCACAAAGCGGGACGCUGCCUGCGAUGGUGGCUCUAAUGAGCCAGUCGCCGGCUCUGGGUCACCACAGAGAACAACAACAACACCAGCAACAAACGGAGAUGCCUCGACGCAGUCGCCACAACAUUGGCGAGGACAACCCAUUGAGGCCAUUCAUCGAGGCUUACAGCUGUUUGAGCUGGAACACUUGGGACCGAUUCAGCCCAGCGGAUUCCAUAGAGUUCUCUAUAAGCAUCCCAUAUGUGAAUCAAUUAAUGAGGCUCCACGCCCCCUUAAAUCGGCACCCAAAUGGGAUGCACAACAUGUGCGUCUGCCCUGUGCCGAGGAGAGUAAAUAUCCGCGAGAAAAUGCCGAUGGUUCAAGCGAGAUCGAUUCACGCUGGGAGAUGAUCGAACGCGCCCUUUUGCGUCCCAUAUCGAAUAGCAAGCAAUUGGAGGCGGCAAUUCUAUCGUAUAAUACCACAUAUCGUAAUCAAUGGAAUUUCCGUUCGUUGCACAAACUUUUGCGGGAGGAAUUUGAUAAGAGUGAGGCGCGUGUCUUCUUUGAGGAUUUAUUGCCGCGCAUCAUACGCUUGGCAUUGCGUUUGCCGGAGCUAAUCAAGGCGCCAGUGCCGCUUCUAAAGCAAUAUAAGACAUCGGCCUUAACACUUAGUCAGCAGCAGAUUUCUUGCCUCUUGGCGAAUGCAUUUCUCUGUACAUAUCCUCGACGAAAUACGCUCAAAAGGAAAUCGGAAUAUAGCACAUUUCCAGAUAUCAAUUUUAAUAGACUCUAUCAAGCGGAAUGUCCUUCCACGUUGGAGAAACUUAAAUGCAUUUUCCAUUACUUUCGCCGUGUUUGCCCAACAGAGAGGGAUUCGAGCAAUGUGCCAACCGGUUGUGUGACCUUUGUGCGUCGCAGUGCUAAACCGGAAAUUCAACAGGAUUGGUCAACGAGUGAGGCACCCUUGGGCAAUGUACCAUUACACAUAAAUGCUGCUGGAACCAUCGAGGAUCAGGGUAUUGGCCUACUGCAGGUGGAUUUUGCCAAUAAAUUUCUUGGCGGUGGUGUCCUUGGCCAUGGAUGUGUCCAAGAGGAGAUACGCUUUGUAAUCUGUCCCGAAUUGAUUGUUAGCAAAUUGUUUACAGAAUGCCUGCGGCCACAUGAAGCUCUCUUGAUGGUUGGUGCGGAACGCUAUAGCAAUUAUACGGGCUAUGCCAAUAGCUUUAUGUGGGCGGGCAAUCAUGAGGAUCUUACGCCAAGAGAUUCAUCGAGGCGCCGUCAGACUGCCAUAGUGGCCAUUGAUGCCUUACAAUUUCGCGAGACAUCUAUGCAAUAUCGUAAGGAUCUAAUGGAACGUGAAUUGAACAAGGCGCAUGUGGGAUUCAUGCCUUGGAUGCCCACGCUAUCACCGGGCAUAGCCACUGGGAAUUGGGGAUGCGGUGCCUUUGGCGGUGAUCCCCAUUUAAAGGCUCUGCUCCAAUUAAUGGUAUGCGCCGAUUUGGGACGACCUUUGGCCUACUUUACCUUUGGCAAUGAACAGCUACGUGAUGAUUUGCAUGCCAUGUGGCAACUGUUUCGCAAUCGUGGAACAACUGUGCAGGAAUUGUGGUUCCUUUUGCGUCGUUUUGAUCAGCGAUUAUUAAAAACGAACACGAAUCUCAAUUUAUAUGAUUUUUUAAAAGAGGAAUUGCUGAGAGCAACGAAAGCAACAGCAAGUGCUUCAACUUCUGCAUCUAGUUCCAAUGUGACCCCAACAUCGGGCACAUCUGGCUCAGUGGUAACUUUGAUUGAUAGUGUAAUUUCUUCAGAGGAUGAUGAUGACAAUGAUGUGCCGGCAGCUAUCAUUAAUAACGAUGAUGAUGAUGUUCAUGAUGGAAAAAAUGAUGACGAUGAUGAUGUUCACAAUGGUGAUGAUGUGGAGCUAGUGGUUAAUGACGAUGAGGAAGAAACUAAUGCCAUGAUGAUGGCUGCCAGCUUGGAUUCACAUCCCUCGGAGAAACUAACACCACCAUCGAAAACACGACAAUUGACUCUCCUCGAGAUGCUGGACAAUCAUUAUGAGAAAGGACAAACGGCAGCUGGCUCCAAACGGCCACGCCACUCGGCCUCCUCAGCUGGAUCAUCAUCAACAACAACAACACCAGCAACCAUGAAAUGCCGCAAGGAGAGUUUAGAUGACUUGGAUGCCAGCAGUAGUAGUAAUAGCAAUAAUCCUCGCUAGAAACUCCUUGAAAUUCAUACCAAAAUUUUGAAUCUUUCUCUAUUAUAAAAUCAUGAAAUAGAAAGAGACAAAAACACACACACAGAUAGAAAAAAAUCAAAAUAGAGAGAGAGAUAGAUAGAUAGAUAGAGAGAGAGAUAGCGAAAGCGAAAGCGAGAUAGUGACAGAGCUUCAAAAGCUACAAAUAAUUUGGUAAAUUCUGUUUUAAAACAAUUAUUGUAGAACAAUAAAUUCCAAUUCAAUAGAAAAAAAAACACAAAAAAACUGAAAAUUCAAAAUUAAACUCAG
Molecule: messenger RNA, 2618 nt
Organism: Drosophila willistoni
Lineage: Eukaryota; Metazoa; Arthropoda; Insecta; Diptera; Drosophilidae
Gene: Parg
Product: poly(ADP-ribose) glycohydrolase
Exons: 3
Coding region: 126-2330 (734 amino acids)
Biological process (GO): carbohydrate metabolic process; nucleotide-sugar metabolic process; ATP generation from poly-ADP-D-ribose
Cellular component (GO): cytoplasm; nucleus
Molecular function (GO): poly(ADP-ribose) glycohydrolase activity
Source: RefSeq, a predicted model, not a curated record